Molecule: messenger RNA, 699 nt
Organism: Symbiodinium natans
Lineage: Eukaryota; Dinophyceae; Suessiales; Symbiodiniaceae
Source: the annotation of a GenBank genome assembly
AUGCGUGCGGCCCUCGGACUGGGCCGAAUGGAUGCUCUCCGCAAGCCCACUGGCGGUACCCGUGGAUUAGUCAUUGGUGAUUUCCUCCGGCGCCUCAUCGCACGUACACUGGCGCAACAAUUUGCGCCCUCGCUUGAAGAAGCUUGCCGCCCUCAUCAAUAUGCCCUCGGCAACCGUGCAGGCUUGGAUGCUUUGGUGGACCAUGUGCAGGCCAGGUGCGCGCUCGACCCCACCCUCACGGUUGUGUCCCUGGACGCUUCUGCUGCUUUUGAUGGCAUCAGCCGCCAGGCGAUCCUGCAUGAGCUCCGCCACUUGCCCGAGGCGGCUGCUUUACUGCCGUUCGCGAGGUUGUGGCUUGGGCGCCCCUCUUCCUUCGUGUGGCAGCAAGGUUCAACCACCCGGCGCAUCACCCAAGCCGAAGGGGUUGAACAAGGCGACCCUCUCAGCACGGCCCUGUUUUGCUUGGGUCUGCGGCCUGCGCUUCGGGAUCUCCAGCGGGAGAUCCGUGAGGAUCUAGGCGAACGCAUCGUUGCCUACCUCGACGAUGUCACCAUCCUCGCAUCGCCUCAGCGAGCGUUGCACCUCGUUCAGCGCUUCGAGUCCCUCCUCGCUCGCCACAUGCAGCUGCGUCUCAACCUCGCCAAAACAGCCCUUUGGAAUGAGGCGUCACCUCCCCUGGUUUCCCGCCUUGCCGCGUGA